AAGGAGUCCAGGCUGCGCUGGAGUCGAAUAUCGAAGACAUCGGAUCUCGUUUGGACCAUGCCAAAGAGCGCGCACGAUCCGCAUCUUGGGACAAGGAGAUUCAGAAUGUAAACUCACAGAUCCGCGACCUUGAGGAUGAGAGCUCGCGCUUGAAUACCGAGCUCAUUGAGGCGACAAAGAAGGCUGGUGAUUUGGCUCGACUAGACCACCUCAAGAAGGAGUUGAAGGAACGAGAGCGCAGUUUGGAGACGAUGAAAGGAGCCCAUGGGGAACGACUAACGAAAUUUGUGAACGCCAACUGGAGCCCCGAAUCUAUAGAGCAGGAUUACCAGCACGUCAUAGAGGAGGAAUCCAGACAUGUCUCAAGGGCAGAGCGCGAGCGUGAUGGAGUCAGCAGAGAACUCGAGCAGGUGGAGUUCAAAAUGAAGGGCGUCAGGAAAACAUUAAGUCAGCGACAGAAGGAGCUAAAGGAGUGCAUUAAAGAGAUCCGCGAUGCCGUCGAUGACGAACCGGAAGAAUACCCCGAGAUCCUAAAAGAGCGUCAAGCUCAGCUUGAUCUAGCCAGGAAGGACGCUGAACAAUACGCUGGAGUCAGCAAGUACAUGGCUGACUGUCUCGAAACAGUGAAGUCAGCAAACAUGUGCAGAUUAUGCAUGCGGACUUUCCGAACCGAAAACGAGCUACAGACCUUCAGGAACAAGUUAGAGGGGUUAGUGAAAAGAGCGAAAAGGGUGAUGGAGGAUGACGAUAUACCCCGUCUUGAAGAGGACCUUAAUACUGCCCGCGAGGCCAGCACAGCCUACGAUACCUGGUGUCGGCUGAAGCAGACAGAAAUCCCAGAUCUGGAGAAAGAGGAAGAAGAGUAUAUUGCUCAACAAGACAAGCUCUUGAGCCAAUUGGAAGAGAACGACAAGAUAGUCAGCGAAAAGGCCGAUAAAAAGAAAGAGGUCGAGUCGUUGUCAAAGACGGUCAAUACUAUUGUCAGAUACGACAGUGAAAUCAAGGCCAUACGCUCUCAAGUCCAGGAAUUGUCUACGAAACAGCAAGAUACAAACGCCUCUCGCACACUGGAAGAUAUCCAGGACGAAAUUGCGGGAAUCGGCGAAAAGUCCCGAACCUUGAAGAAGACUUUGUCGAAACUCACCCAUGAGAAGGAGCAAACAUUGUCUGAGAUGAACAAACUGGAGCUACAGCUCAGGGACGUCAAGAGUAAUCUCGACAACGUGAAAUUCAAGCUUGAGCGGAAGGCGGACCUCCUGGCUCGCAUUGAGGAGUACAAAAACCUCAACAACCAACAACGCGAAGCAAUUGCAAAGGCGGACAAGGAGAUUGAAGAUCUAACGCCUGAACUCCUCAAGGUUCAAGCCAAGUACGACGAUAUCAGCCAGCGUGCUGAAGCGCGUGAAAAGGACAUGCAGCAGGAGAUCUCAAACCUCUAUGAGAAUGUACACCAACUUGAACUGGCUAACGAGGAGAUCGACGCCUACAACGAGCGAGGCGGCCCUCAUCAACUAGAGCGGAGCAAGCGUGAACUGCAGAGCAUCGAGAACGAGAUCAGCAAUCUCGAAGUCGAGCAGGCCAAUAUUACUAAAGAAAUCAACAAGAUUUCCGCCCAACUUAAGGACAGCGAAAACACCAAGCGUCAAUACGCAGAUAACCUCACAUACCGCCAGGCGACCCGAUCACUCGACGAAGUGACCGAAGAGAUCGAACAGCUGGCGGCCCAAAACGCUGAAGUUGACCGAAGCCGCUUUAAAGAAGAAUCCGAGCGCAGGGCACGAGAACACAACGCGCUCGCCGCCAAACAAGCCAGCAAAAUGGGCGAGAUGAAAUCCAAAGACGACCAACUGAUGCAGCUCCUCGCAGACUGGAACACCGACUACAAAGACGCAGCAAGCAAGUACAAAGAAGCUCACAUCAAAGUGGAAACAACCAAAGCCGCAGUGGACGACCUAGCGCGGUAUGGCGGCGCCCUCGACAAAGCCAUCAUGAAAUACCACGGGCUCAAAAUGGAAGAAAUCAAUGCCAUCAUCAGCGAGCUCUGGCAAAAGACCUACCGAGGUACAGACGUCGACACGAUCCUCAUCCGCUCCGACAACGAAAACGCCAAGGGCAAUCGCUCCUACAACUACCGCGUCUGCAUGGUCAAACAAGGCGCAGAAAUGGAUAUGCGCGGCCGCUGCAGUGCCGGUCAAAAGGUGCUAGCAAGUAUCAUCAUCCGACUCGCUCUUGCGGAGUGCUUCGGUGUUAACUGCGGUUUGAUUGCUCUUGAUGAACCUACGACGAAUCUUGACCGCGAUAAUAUUCGCUCGCUUGCGGAAUCGCUUCAUGAUAUCAUCAGGACUAGACAGCAGCAGGCGAACUUCCAGCUUAUUGUCAUUACCCAUGACGAGGAAUUCUUGCGGCAUAUGCAGUGCGGUGACUUUAGUGACUACUAUUAUCGGGUUUCGAGGAAUGAGAAGCAGAAGUCGAUUAUUGAGAGGCAGUCUAUUGCUGAGGUUAUGUGAUGUGGUCACUCUUCGAGUUUCCGAAUAUGCUAUGAACUGCAAGUCUCCCCCUAUGGAAGGAAGGGCGGUUUUAUCAGCAAUCUUAUGGUUACGUUCUAUGUAAAAUUACCUGGUAUUUGAUAUGGUUACCGAGCAUGAGGCGGCGUUGGGGAAUCAGAAAAGAAGACUUUAUUGCUU
Messenger RNA from Aspergillus welwitschiae, 2684 nucleotides. Its product is annotated as MRX complex DNA-binding subunit. Gene Ontology annotation, biological process: telomere maintenance via recombination; double-strand break repair; telomere maintenance via telomerase. The coding region runs from base 252 to 2507 and encodes 751 amino acids. The transcript is spliced from 2 exons. Gene Ontology annotation, molecular function: G-quadruplex DNA binding; single-stranded telomeric DNA binding; double-stranded telomeric DNA binding. Lineage: Eukaryota; Fungi; Ascomycota; Eurotiomycetes; Eurotiales; Aspergillaceae. Gene Ontology annotation, cellular component: condensed nuclear chromosome; Mre11 complex. The record is from RefSeq and is a predicted model, not a curated record.